This is a messenger RNA of Bactrocera tryoni, 3450 nucleotides long. RefSeq names its product TBC1 domain family member 31. The coding region runs from base 138 to 3122 and encodes 994 amino acids. Gene Ontology annotation, cellular component: centrosome. Gene Ontology annotation, molecular function: protein binding. NCBI's taxonomy places the organism in Eukaryota, Metazoa, Arthropoda, Insecta, Diptera, Tephritidae. The transcript has 7 exons. The record is from RefSeq and is a predicted model, not a curated record.
UGAACCCGAGUGCUAAAUAUUUAUUCGUCAUCAGCUGUUAUUUUGGCCGGAGAUAAGUUUUCGUUUAUAACUUGGCAGCACUCAAUACAGUUUUAGAAAAUUCAUAUUCCAUUUUAAAGUAGCGCGCGAUUUUAAAAAUGGAAAAUAAUGGGGAAAGCGCUGAUAAAUUUAUUCGGAAAUCUGUAAAUGAAGAAAAUACUCCGAAAAACGACGAAUCAGCAACUGAAAUGGUGCAUGAAAUAAUUAAUGAAAUUAGAGACGCUGCCGUGGCUGAGGCAGCUGAAGCUAAUGCUGUGAAAGACAAUUUAAAUGCUGAUGUAAGUGCACCAUCUCCUGAAAACAUGGAAGAGGACGAUGAUAAUCCUUUAGCAAGCAUAUUCCUUGAACAUCAGAAAGAAUUACACGAUUACCCAUUCAGAUUUAAAAAAAGUGAAAAGGGAAAUAUUCUGAGUAUGCACCACAUUUCUGAAUGGUUCAAUACGAAGUUCAGUCCCAAUCUUAAGUUGUGCACUUUUAAUUCACAAUGCUCUAUAAUGGUGGUAGUUGCUGAAAUUGGUUUAAUAUAUAUAUUUGACUUGGUGAACAAAAGUUUCCGGAAAUUGAGUGACGUGAUAUUUUUUCCCAGUGCAAUAACGCCAUGGGGACAACGAAGGAAUCAUUUUCUCAUAGGAAAUAGUAACGGCGAGAUAGCGUUACUGGAUUUAGAUAAAUCAACUGUUACACAGACCCUUCUGAUAACCAAAUAUUAUGUAAUGACAAUAUCAUGCCCACCUCCAUCAGUAAACCGGCAACAUUUAGUGCUUGUGCAUUGUGACUACGAAGUCAUACUCUUUGAUGUAGAGCAAUUCGUGGCAACACGUCGUUUUCCGUUUAGAAAGAAAAAAUUUCAACUAAAGUUUUCAGGAUAUUUCUCACAGUCAGAUCAUAUUUUUAACUGUUUUAAUGAUGAUACCGUACAAAUAUGGUCCGGUGCCACUAUGAACACUAUACGUGCAAUAAAUCCCAUAAAAAUGCGUGAUCGCAAGUUGCGCAUGGAAGGCGCUGGUGGCUUAGCAGCAGAUUUUCUACUCUGUCAAGAUUAUAACGGCAGUGGUGGUGUUUUCAACGUUGAUUGUAAGGUGUCAAAUCACUCAAAUGGCAUGAUUAUUGGAUAUUGUUUUCAUCCCAAUAUGAAUUUGAUUUGCCUUUCCACACGCGACGGUUACUUGUUGUUAAUAGACACAAUUACUUUUGACUUGAAACAUAUAUGCCGGCUACAAGAUUUCGUUAUAAGACAUUGCGUAUUUCUGCUACAUCCAAAGGAGAUAAUAAUUUGCGGCGUAACUGAUAGAUCUGGCGAAGCAGUCGUCUUAAACUGCCUUCAAAAGGAUAUUAAAUUGCGUAUCCAAUCAGAGAAUGCGGCCAGACUUACAAUCUCCAGUGAUGCCAAAUACUUAGUGAUAUUCAAUAAAACUGGUGAGUUGGAUGUUUGGUCCACUAGUCAAAUCUACAAUAUACUAAAAUCACAAGAAGAAUGCCUGCGUCUGAUAAAGUUGUCUUUUAGACAAAAUAAACCGUUGCUACUAGGGCCAUCACGCCACUGUAAAUCUGCGCUAGUGGCAGCACAGGAGGAAUGCCUAAAUGAGGAUAUUAGAAACUUACUUAGUCGCGAUCGCCUCUUGAGCAUACUGCGUGAAUUUCGUUGGUUCCCGUGUAAAUAUCGUGUGCUUAUAUGGUGUGCACUGCUGCAGUUGCCUUAUAAUCGCAAUGAAUUCUUUCAACUUUUAAAAAUGGGCACUCCCCCAAUCGUAAAGCAACGCGCUAAACAGUUACCAAUGCGUGAUGGCACGUUGAAAAAUGCUCUGGUACGCAUAUGGUCUUGCCUGGCACAUUGGUGUCCCGUUUUUGCGCAUAGUAAAUUCCUGCCACAACUCAUAUUCCCUUUUGUAAAAUUGAUGCCGCGCAAUUCGCUUGUCGUCUUUGAGAUUUGUGUCACACUGUUGACGAAUCACUUUCAAAUGUGGUUCGAACUGCAUCCAUUGGAGCCAAAUAAUUACUUGGGUAUGUGUGAAAACCUAUUGCAAUCCCAAUGUUCGGAGUUAUGCAAAUUUUAUGCCAGUAUGCAUAUAAAUUCCGAACACUAUGCUUGGUCACUACUGUCCUCUGUCUUCUCUGAGGUGUUUAGCCAAACUGAAUGGCUUUACCUGUGGGAUAAUAUUUUGUCGGCGCCACCAUAUUAUCCAAUUUUCAUAGUUGUGGCAUACAAUUACGUGCAACGUCGAGUAAUUAUGCGUCUACCCGACAAGCCAACAAUUUUGACUUUCUUUCAUGAACAAAAUCCGGUUGAUGUGUGUGAGGUGAUAAAUUUAGCGAACUCUAUUAUGGAAAAAUGCCCGAAGACAUUACAUCCCGAACGUUAUAUGCCCGAGUUACAGUGUAUACCCAAGAAAGUAUAUCCGAAGUUUUUGAAUUAUCCACGUCAAUGGCUGGCCAAACACGAGAAAGAUAUCGCCGCGGUACAAAGAGAAAAGCAGUGCAUUGACGCACGCAUAAGGAAGUUGGAGCUGGAAGAGAUGAAAUUAAUGGAGCGUCUGCAGAGUGGCCUGCGCAGAGAGGAACAUGCAAAACAAGUGAAAAAAAUGGAAAAGCUCUAUCGUGACUCGCUCAAACGUGAGGAGGAACGUUUAGCUUGUCAACGACAAAUGUUGGCUGUGUAUCAGAAAGAGCUGCGCAACCGCAAAGCCGAAGUUGCGGUACAGGUGCAGGAGUCGGAGCAGCGUCAAAGAGCACUAGCAAUGGAAAAAGACCUAGAGUUAUUAGUGCAGAGUAUAGAAUGUGAACGCACGCGCAAUGACGCUGAUUUACGUAUGGCUGAAGAGGAGUUGCGUAAUGAAGAGAUGGAGUUGUUUAUGCAAAAAUGUUUGACAACAACAGGUGCUACUUCCCUGCGUACUAAAUAUCAUGAGGAUUUACAAAGAUUGUGCAAUGAGCGUCACGCACUCAAGCAGCAAGUUAUAGAACUAACAAAUAUGCCGAAAGGAGCGUUAAGCCCACGCAAUUCCAACAACAAAUCACAUUUAGAUACUAUAGAGGAGAAAAUUGAGGAAAUACAAAGAGAAUUUAAUGAAAUACUCAACAAUUAAGAAUAAGCAAUUUUUAGUGGCCUUAAAGGUUUGAGCAUGCCUUCUUUCUUAUGAGUAGUUUGUAGUUUAAAAUAUUGUAUUUACUUUCAUUUGUAUUUACGUUUAUGAUAUUAUUUUUUAUGCACAAAUAAUCAGGAUUUAGUAUUAGUUUAUGCCACAUUUUACUGUUUCACAAUGUCAGAUGUGGAAGUCAUACGAGAAAUAGCGUCCAAUCGAAGAGACUACUCCCCAAAAAGACCUGCUGUACAAAAAGUUAUAAAAAAAUACAACACCAAAAAUUACCCUCCAAAAAACCAACAGUUGCCUGCUUCAUACUUUUAGGCUAACG